AUGGCAUCCGCAUCCCCUCCCGCUCUACAAUCUGACAUCCGCCCACCACCAUUAAUUGUCGAAUCUCCAGAGAUAAAAAAAAACACUCUUAUUCUUCUCCAUGGCACAUCAUCUAAUGGAACAGCAUUCGCCAAAGAAGUUGUAAAUCUGGUUCACUUUGAUCUAUUACUCCCGUACACUAAACUUAUUUUCCCAUCGGGAAGUCUGAAGAAGACUACUGUAUUUGGUGGAAAAUUAACCCAUGCUUGGUUCGACAUUACCGAUUUUGCAGACCGGACGAAAGGAGAACAACAACAGAAGGAGGGAUUGAAGGAAAGCGUGGAAUAUCUUGGUCAGCUAGUCCGGGAUGUAGUGGAAGAUAAAUCUCGUGAUGGAAGGUUCGAUGUGUUUGUUGGAGGUAUGAGCCAAGGAUGUGCUAUGAGUUUGAUUUUGUUGUUGAGUGGGGAGUUGGAUAGAUUGGGGUUAUCGCGGAAGCUUGGUGGGUUUGUGGGGUUUAGUGGAUGGUUACCUUUCAGGAGACAAUUAGUUGAGGUUGCUGCUGUUGGGAAAGAUUCGAUGGAGAAGAGAUAUCUUGUUCAAGAGUGGUUGAGGAGUGAGUUAGGUCUUCCACCUGCAGCGCCUCUAGAUAGCACAGAGUCUUUAGGAAAAGACAUGAGAAUUUUCUUGGCUCAUGGGACUGGUGACGGGAAAGUAAAGCCAGAAUGGGGUGAAGAUAUGAAGAAGAUCUUGGAGGCUGUUGGGUAUAAAGUUGAGUGGAAAUUGUAUGAAGAUUUAGGACAUGUCGUUGUGGCAGAUGAAUUGAAUGAUAUGGUGGGUUUCAUAAAGCAGAACUCAAGGGUGCAAAAUGAUGCCAUUGAAGAGAUCCUUGUCGCCGAGCCUACUGCAUCUCCUUCAAGUAUCUAG
Messenger RNA from Sclerotinia sclerotiorum 1980 UF-70, 903 nucleotides. RefSeq lists its product as hypothetical. Gene Ontology annotation, cellular component: cytoplasm. Lineage: Eukaryota; Fungi; Ascomycota; Leotiomycetes; Helotiales; Sclerotiniaceae. Bases 1 to 903 code for a protein of 300 amino acids. Gene Ontology annotation, molecular function: palmitoyl-(protein) hydrolase activity; carboxylic ester hydrolase activity. The record is from RefSeq and is a predicted model, not a curated record. The transcript has a single exon. Gene Ontology annotation, biological process: protein depalmitoylation.